This is a messenger RNA of Nannospalax galili (Upper Galilee mountains blind mole rat), 2954 nucleotides long. RefSeq names its product secretion associated Ras related GTPase 1A (gene Sar1a). The record is from RefSeq and is a predicted model, not a curated record. Gene Ontology annotation, molecular function: GTPase activity; GTP binding. NCBI's taxonomy places the organism in Eukaryota, Metazoa, Chordata, Mammalia, Rodentia, Spalacidae. The coding region runs from base 222 to 818 and encodes 198 amino acids. Gene Ontology annotation, cellular component: COPII vesicle coat; endoplasmic reticulum exit site. The transcript is spliced from 7 exons. Gene Ontology annotation, biological process: vesicle organization; membrane organization; intracellular protein transport.
AACAUCAGAUCCACUGGAACUGGAGUUGCAAGUGGUUGUUAGCUACCAUGUGAGUGCUGGGAACCAAGAGCAGCAAGAGCAGCAAGUGCUCUUAACUACCAAGCCAUCUCUCCAACCCCACAACCCAACUCUUGGGGUCCAGUGAGAGUUAUUUUUUUAGCAUCACCUGGAGUUUCUUCAAAUGCUUUUUAAGAUCAUUUUGGAGGUAGUAAGCAUUAAUAAUGUCGUUCAUCUUCGAGUGGAUCUACAAUGGCUUCAGCAGUGUGCUUCAGUUCCUAGGACUCUAUAAGAAAUCUGGAAAGCUUGUAUUCUUGGGUUUGGACAAUGCAGGCAAAACCACUCUUCUUCACAUGCUCAAAGAUGACAGAUUGGGCCAACAUGUUCCAACACUACAUCCCACCUCAGAAGAGCUGACGAUUGCUGGAAUGACUUUUACCACUUUUGAUCUUGGUGGACAUGAGCAAGCACGUCGGGUUUGGAAAAAUUAUCUCCCAGCGAUUAAUGGGAUUGUCUUUCUGGUGGACUGUGCAGAUCACUCUCGCCUCAUGGAAUCCAAAGUUGAGCUUAAUGCUUUAAUGACUGAUGAAACAAUAUCCAAUGUGCCAAUCCUUAUCUUGGGAAACAAAAUUGACAGGACAGAUGCAAUCGGUGAAGAAAAACUCCGUGAGAUAUUUGGGCUUUAUGGACAGACCACAGGCAAGGGAACUGUGACUCUGAAGGAACUGAACGCCCGCCCCAUGGAAGUGUUCAUGUGCAGUGUGCUCAAGAGGCAAGGCUAUGGCGAGGGUUUCCGCUGGCUCUCCCAAUAUAUUGACUGAUGUUUGGACAGUGAAAAUAAAAGAGUUUUACUUCUCUGGACUGAUCCUAUUCACAGCUUCCUCAUGAACUUUUCUAAUAGAACAAGGAAAGCUCUCCAACCAUGUCUGGUGUUGAGAAGCCAAGCGUCUGUCAACGCUCAUCACCCAGUGGUGACAUGUGCUCUUCUCCACACUGUUGGGAGGUAGUGCUGCCCAUGUGCUGGUGCAGGUCAGUAUCCAGGGACUUGGAGGCUGGCAGGAUUUGCUAGGUAAAGCUGUUUGUGCCAUCAUGGGACCCCUGAAAAGAAAAACACGUCUCACCACUGUGGUUGAUUUCAAAAGAAAGUGAUUCUAUUUUUUAAAGAAAGUGUUGUUAAUGUAAUUGGUAACUCUCCUCUAACUUUUUGAGUUGAAUAUUUACUUGGUCCAGAGUUUUCUAUUCUUUUUUUUGUUUUUAACUAGUAAAUGGAAUUUAGAUAUUUCAUAAAAUUAUGAACAGAUAACACAUUGGAGGCCAGCGCUCCCUUGUAUGUGUAACUGCUUUGUUGGAGGUGGUGUCUGUGUGCACCGAGAACUAGGAAAGGACAGAGCCCUGGCCAGGCAGUUGUGGCAGGUUUCCACUGUGGUAGGGGGCACUGCUCGUCUUGCAGUGGGCAGCAGAUUGUUCACUGUGGAAGGAUGGGCUCUAAAGUGAGUUAUUGUUACUGUAUUAUUUUUAUUUACAGUUACCAGUUUCAGCACUCUGCUCUUCUGCUCUGGUGUCAUUUCUUUCUGCAGCUCCUUCCUUUUUCAUUGUCAGUUACAAAAGCAAUGUUUGCCUCAAAGAGUUGAGAACAUGUCUCCUAUAGUCUUGUGCUUAGAGUCAGAUACUUUUGUACAAAUUCUAAGGGGAAAGUGUUCUGAAUAGGAGGGCACAGGGCAAGGUCAACAGCUGAAGAGCUCUUCAUUCUGUGAGUCAAGGGCUUGGCCAUCUGCGGUGGUAGUAGUACCAAGUGAACCUAGGACCGACUUUUGUCAGUGGACUCUUAAAUUUUCCACUUGCAGAAUUUGGUUUCUUGGGCUGUUCAUGAGCUCUUUUUUUUUCCUCCUGGUUAUUUGUUUUGUUACUGUUUAAAGGUUAACACCUGAAGCUUUUCCAAGUUUGGGCAGGGUGUGGUAUGAAGUUGCUUUUCUCCAUUUCAGACAUAAGCAGAGAAAACACUGAGUGUAGGACUUCCUGUCUGACCCUAAGGCAGCAAAGCCAGUGUGGAAGCAGCAGCUGCCUGUGAGAAUGUCAGUGGAUUUUUAUAGUAUUUCGUUUUCUUGGUGCCACAUGUGAAAUUGGGUUUUCAUGAUGUUAACCUAUACUCCUGUAAUAGAGAUAAAAGGAUAAGAUAUGGUUUAAAGAUGGGAGGGUGUCUAUUACUUCAUUUAAUGAAAGGUGCGAGGUAGUUUCCUCAAGUGAAAAUUAUGAUGAUGAUGCUUCUUUUCGGAGAACCUAUGUCCAGUGAGAGCGUGGGGAUUGUGGGUAACAUACUCCUGGGGAGUGAGUUCUCAUUGUUAAUCUGAGCAUGGUCCUAGUGGGGCAGUGUUCUGUUGCACUGCUGGGUCUAAAUGCAUAGGCUUGGUGAGGAGCUGUCUGGCAAGUGCAUGCAUUGCAUUUAUCCAAGCAUAGCUGGAGUGAGACAGAACGGUUCAUGUGGAAAGGGUCAUUAAAGCCUCAGGUAAAUGAUCUAGGUGGGUAACUGGCUAAAGGCUGACUAUGCUUCUUUGUCCAGGAAAAUGACAGGUAUGAUUGCCUCAGUGUUCGUUUCCUAUUUGUGUUUUCCCUGUUUGCCCCUAAUCUCUCUGUAGCAAUCUAGAAAACUAUGGGCUUUACUCAGGGCAGCUCUUUGUGAAAGUGGUUUAUUCUGGCCAUUGGAGAAAGAGGUGCCUGCAGAGUGGCACCAGUCUGUUUCCUGCCCCACAGAACGCCAUUCCUAAAAUAAGGAAGCUGAAAAGGCUGCUGCAAGGAGCACGGCUCCCCCAGAGGGCCUGGGCCUUGUGCAAAAUGCCAUGAAUUGAGACUCUUCAUUCUGUCUAACAGAGUGCACAUAUGUCCUACUCCAGCAAAAGUAAACCUGUCAUUACAAAAGGUCAGUCUGUAUCCUAAGCAUUUUAAUAAAAAGCUAAAACAAA